Mizuhopecten yessoensis (Yesso scallop) is the source of this 5372-nucleotide messenger RNA. Its product is annotated as putative ATP-dependent RNA helicase DHX57. Lineage: Eukaryota; Metazoa; Mollusca; Bivalvia; Pectinida; Pectinidae. The transcript is spliced from 27 exons. Gene Ontology annotation, molecular function: metal ion binding; ATP binding; RNA binding. Gene Ontology annotation, cellular component: intracellular anatomical structure. The record is from RefSeq and is a predicted model, not a curated record. The coding region runs from base 49 to 4347 and encodes 1432 amino acids.
UCGACCCAGCGAUCAUCAUUGUGCAAUGCUAUUUGAGCGUGGUUCAAAAUGAGCAGAAGAGGCGGCAAGCCAAAUAGAUGCGGUGGUAAAUUCAAUCGCUCCAGAGGCAGAGGCGGAGGUGGUGGUGGUAGUGGCGGCAGAAAAGCAAAUGAAUGUGAUGUUUAUGAUUACGAUGACAUCGUAUUGGAUGGAGCAGAUUACAUGAUGCCAACUGGUAAACCAUCGACCAGAGGCAGGGGGCGAGGUGAUAGUUCGAGAGGAGCCCGGGGCAGUGGCAGGAGUCGAGGCCAAAGUGGUCGAGGCAAUAGUGACAGGAGUCGAGGCCAAAGUGACAGGGGUCGAGGCCAUAGUGACAGGAGUCGAGGCAAUAGUGACAGGGGUCGAGGCUCGAGUGACAGGAGUCGAGGUCAAAGUGACUGGGGUCGAGACUCACACAACAGUUCUGAUCGCCCAAGGAGACAGGAUGUUCGAGUAAAGCUGCAGACUCUAUAUAUGAGUGAGGAGAACCAAGAUAUGUUGCGGGACAUGUUUAAAGAUAUCCAUGGAGAGGAACCUGACAUAAUGAGUGAGGAGGAGUAUGAUGAGCUGGAUAUGAGAACAGAAGACCAGUACUGGUUGACACAAGACCCCCUACAGAUAGAGGACGUCCAGGUCUACUAUGAGAAGAAGAUAAACAGUAAGAUGGACUCAGACUCUAUUAGUCACAUCGCCAUCAACAAGCUAAUGAGAUAUGGGUAUGAGAAGAUGCGAUGUGUGGAAGCUCUUCAGUUACAUGAUGGUGACAUUGGUGCAGCUUUUGAGUACCUUUUCUGUAAAUGCUUUGGUAUCAAGAUGGACUUAGAGAAAGGAGCUGAUGAUGAGGAAAAUGACAAUGGCUCAGAUGAGGAUUUUCUAGAUGAGGAAAACAAGGAUAAAAAGCAAAUCCUGACAGAGCUUGGUAUGACAUGGAAAGAUAUAGAAGAUCAAAGAAAUGAUGAAAUAAUGGCAUUAAAAUCAAUAUAUGAAGACAAUUUUACUGAAAAAAUUCCCAAUAAAGUAUGGGCUCUGUGUUUAGAUCUCCCUUCUCUUAAAGAAUUAGUGAAACCUCCUAAACAAGAAGAUGAAGAGAUAGUUCAGGAGAAAAAGGGUAAAAAUCCAGAAAUUUGUAGAUUUUUCUUGAAAGGAUUUUGUCGAUUUGGAAAAAGAUGUUAUUAUUCUCAUGAAACGCCAAAAGCUGCUCCAAAGAUAUUUAUACCAAACGAAGACCUUAUAAAAAAUAAACCAGAUUUUGAGUUAGAAUUUCGGUUCCCUAAAAACAACCUGUACCCUGUAGAGGCUCCUAUUAUUGGGUUUUCUUCUAUUGUACCAACGUUUCCUCCCCACGUUAGCCUACUCAUCACAGAACGACUUCGGAGCGAGGCCAUUGACAGUGCAGAAAUGCAUGCGCCUGCUGUUUUUUCCUUAGUUAGUUUACUUGAUGACGAACAGACUGUCGUACAGUUGUAUAAUAAACCUGCACUGGAGUACAGUAGACCUGAUUAUGACCAAUCAUGGCGAAAGAAACAAAAGGAUAAGGAGGAGGAACAAUCUGCCUCCCUGUUUCCUUUCAAACGGCAGACGUCCUCGGAGGAAGACUACAAAUCUGAAACAGCAACAAUGAUCAGAAUGACAGAGUGUGAAAACAAGAUGUUAGAUGAAGAAGAAGUUAAGGUGGAAAAAAAGAGAUCCCAUACAGGAGAUAGCAAUAUCAUGAGACAAACAAAUGCAAGAGAUACUCUGAAACAGAACAGAAGAUUGAAGGAUGAAUACCAAAGGAAAAAGACCUCUAAAGCUCUGCAAAACAUGAUAGCCCAAAGACAGAAUCUACCAGCGUGGGACAUGCAAGAUGAAAUACUGACUGCUCUGGAGAACAACCAGGUGUUGGUGGUCAGUGGAAUGACUGGGUGUGGGAAGACGACCCAGGUCCCCCAGUUUAUCCUAGACUUCUAUCUGCAGUCCAAACACCUGAACAUGUGCUCCAUCCUGUGUACCCAGCCACGCCGUAUCUCCGCCAUUGCUGUGGCCGAACGUGUGGCUGAGGAACGUGCAGAGAAACUUGGCCGGACUGUGGGUUACCAGAUCAGGCUGGAGAAAGUUCAGUCAUCAAUGACACGGUUGUUGUUCUGUACGACGGGGAUUGUGUUGAGGACGCUGGAGGGAGAUUCCACAUUGGAUGGUAUAACUCAUGUCAUCAUAGAUGAGGUCCACGAACGAUCUGAAGAGAGUGAUUUCCUGAUGAUGUACCUGAAGGACAUGUUGCCUAAACGUAAGGACCUCAGGGUGAUCCUGAUGAGUGCCACUCUCAAUGCCCAGUUAUUUUCCGACUACUUCGGGGGCUGCUGUGUCAUAGAUAUUCCAGGAAGAACAUUUCCCGUUGAUCAGUAUUUCCUGGAAGAUGCUGUUGAGUUCACAAGGUUUGUUAUGGACGAAUCAUCACCCUACGCCCGUCCACUGAAGCACAGUAAUGCUGUACCAGGCAAGGGAGGAUACAUUGCUUACGAGGAUGAGAGAACAGAGGCAUCACAACCCCCAAAGGAGAAGGCCAAGGAUGAAAAUUUAACAGUGCAACAGCUCUCCAUGAGAUACUCUGAUUAUCAUAAAUCAACAUGCAGAAAUAUGGCUUUGAUGGACAUGAACAAAAUCAACUAUGACCUCAUCGUGACCUUGUUAGAGUGGAUCGUAGAGGAUAAGGAAGGGUUUCCCAAAGGAGCUGCCCUAGUCUUCCUGCCUGGCUUUGCAGAAAUACAGACACUUUACGAACUACUCCAGUCAAACUCUACUUUUGGAAACAGAAACAAAAAGUGGUUUAAGAUAAUACCGUUACACUCAACCCUGUCCAGUGAAGACCAGCACGCUGUGUUCUUAAAACCUCCAGAGGGUGUUACAAAGAUCGUCAUAGCAACAAAUAUCGCUGAGACGUCCAUCACUAUUGACGACAUUGUGUAUGUCAUAGAUGCUGGCAUGAUGAAGGAAAAACGGUAUGAUGCCACUAAGGGUAUGGAGAGUCUGGAGACAGUAACAGUGUCCCGUGCCAAUGCCCAGCAGAGGAAGGGACGUGCGGGACGUGUCACUAACGGGGUGAGCUUCCACCUGUUCACCAGCCACAGAUACCAAUACCACAUGAAGGAACAACCCAUUCCAGAAAUACAGCGAGCUCCACUUGAACAGAUUGUACUGAGGAUAAAAAUGUUGGAUAUUUUCAACAGAUUGCAUGCACAGGAAGUGCUGGAACAGUUACCAGAACCUCCAGAGAAAGAGUCCAUCAUGGCUGCCAUCAGGCGUCUGCAGGAUCUGGGAGCUCUUGACGAACAGGAUGAGUUGACACCAUUGGGGUACCAUCUUGGCUCACUUCCAGUGGAUGUCAGGGUAGGCAAACUGAUGCUGUUUGGUGCUAUUUUCCGCUGCUUAGAUCCUGCCCUGACCAUAGCAGCCUCACUCAGCUUCAAGUCUCCCUUUGUCUCACCAUUUGAUAAGAAAGAUGAGGCUACUAAAAAGAAGGUUGAAUUUGCCACUGGAAAUUCUGACCACUUGACCAUGGUGAAGGCCUAUCAAGGAUGGAUUGAUGCCAGAAAGAAAAGCCAGUAUGCCAGUUACAACUAUUGUCAUGACAAUUUCCUGUCUCAGAGGUCAUUGGAGAUGCUGGCCAGUAUGAAGCAGCAGUUUGUAGAGUUACUGUCGGACAUCGGCUUUGUGAAGGAAGGGAUAAGCCAGAGAGAUGUGGAGCGGGCCGGUCAGAGGGGCUCCGAUGGGGUACUCAACAUCACCGGACCUGAUGCCAACAUCAACUCAUCUAACUGGAAGGUUGUGGCAGCCAUAUUAGUGGGCGCACUCUAUCCCAACGUUGUACAGGUCCUCACUCCCGAGGCCAAGUUCAGCCAGAGCAGCAUGGGUGCUGUUCCAAAACUUCCAAGGGCUGAUGAAUUACGAUUUAAAACAAAAGGCGACGGCUAUAUUCACAUCCACCCGUCAUCUGUGAACUUCCAAGUUAACUACUAUGAUAGUCCUUACCUUGUUUACCAUGAGAAAGUGAAGACAAGUCGGAUCUACAUACGAGACUGUACUAUGGUCAGUGUAUAUCCCCUGUUACUGUUUGGAGGGGGCAGUAUCAAUGUUGAUCUGGAGAAAGGCAAUUUUAUCCUGUCUGUGGACGAUGGAUGGAUACGCUUCAUGGCUAACACACAUCAGGUGGCUGAGCUAGUGAAGGAGUUGAGGUUGGAGCUGGACCAACUGUUGUCUGACAAGAUACAGAACCCACACAUGGACCUACUGACCUGUCCAAAGGGCAGUAAGAUCAUAGACACCAUUGUCCGGCUCAUAACCACACAGUGACCACACCAUCACUGAUGUAACUUUCCAUGAGGAAAUGUAUGCAAUAUUAACUGCUUAGCAACCAAAAUAGUGAGGUGUCCAACAGAGAAAAGUGACAGUCAACAAAACCAGACUUUGUAAAGGAUUCUGAAAAAUUAUGUUUUGUCAAAUAGUGCCAAAUGUACAACAUUAGAAAUGCCUUGAUGUUAAACAUGGUGAAUUUAUUUUUACAUUGAAGAUGCCCUACAUUAAACUUUGAAAUGAACUUAGUAAAAAAAAAAAACUUUGGAAGAAAUAGUUUGCCAGAAGAAAGCUUUGAUAGUUUUCUCUCUUGCAAAUAUUCUUUUAUAUGUACCAUUGUCCAACUUGACCAUUUUAUCUCCGUGAUUCAAUGUAUGUGUAGUUUAUGAGUAAAGCUCAGUGGUAUUUGUAUAACAGCACAUUUUUUCCACAGUUUAACUUUCACUUGCCAUGAUGAAGGACAUUACAGAGAAAAUUCACUCUCUCAAUAUUCCUCUCUUCUGUAACAGGGCAAUCAACUUCUUUACACAUACGUGCAGGAUGCUGUAAAUCUAUUUUGUUUGUCUUAGAUUGUUUAAACUGACCACAAGUCUCGAAAACCUUUUAUUAAUACAUCAUUUCCCCUUGUGUGUUCACAGAUCCAACAUAAAAAUAUCUUUUUUUAAUGAAAAAAAAUCAAAUUUGAGAAAAAGAACAUUCCAAAACUUUUACCAGCUGGCUGUAACAGAAAUGUACCUGUUGUUUUAUCUGUAUUAUAUUGAUUAUGUUGAUCGUCCAACAACAUAAGGACCCUCACAAGCGCAAUAGUUUUACCUGGCUAUGGUGCACAAAAUUUAAGCCUCCUUGACUAUUUCUGACCUGUUCAACUGCACAAUAUUAGCCCCUCAAAAUUACACAACGAUAUAGUUUUAUUUCUGACUUUAUUCAGAUAAUCAUGUAGUAUAUCCUGACUGUGUGACAUGUGUUGUAACUCUGGUAGCUCUACAACUCUACAACUGUUGGCUGUGAUUUGGUUUUUGUAUGAU